UGACAAGGCCAAAUCACAUCAUGUCGCCUGGUUAGUUUGCCGACGAAGAUUGCCCAUAUAUAAGGGCCCCUCCAGUCCGGCAAGUGUGCAGAAGAAAACACGACUGGGCUCUAGACGGAACAGGAGGAAAAACUGCAAGAACAAGAGAAGACCAGGGGAGAGGCGACGUUACAAAACCAUCUUAACCGUUCACGAAACGUGAUCGGGCAAGAAUCGAGUUUGCAACUGGGGUAUCACGCAGGGCUGGGAUUCAGCCAGCACUAGUGCCGUCUUCUCUGAGGCUGAAAUUUAGGCAGUUUCUGGUAGAGGCUUGUAAAUAAAUUUCUUUCUUCUUCUGUCAACGAUGGUGAACGCAUCUCAGCGGCUAGCCGUGGCUAUCAUGUGCCUCUCGGUAAUGUGCCUUGCACAACCUCGAACAAACUUCAACAGAAUCUUUGGACCGGCAUAUGGUAAAAGAUCACAGACUGACAUAAGGCCUCAACACUACCUUAACCUGAUGGAUGGCGCCGCAGAUUCAGAAGAGCUUGAAACAGAGCCCGUGCAAAAUCCACUAGCUUGGUAUCUUGCUCGUCUUUCACCAGGGAAAAGGCAUAUGCUUUCAAAGUUAUUGGAAGUGGCAAGGAUGAACAACGAACUAAAUGACGAGUGAGAGCUUAACCUUGAGACCAACAGCCAGCCUGCCGUCAAGACAACUCAACUUCAUGUCAGAACCAAAUAAUGAAAAAUCUGUCUCUUUCUAACCAAAAAUAAACCUACUGAGGAUAAUGACCUAUGCAUUGCGCAGCGACAAGAAAUGACGUUCAAGUUAAGAGUGCAGAGUUCAAUAUGCGAUAUUCAGUGACAGCGGUACCGAUCAAAAUGUUAUGGUCAGCUUCAAAACUUGCCAGAGGAUGGAAUCUAUACCGCUAGUCAAGCAGUGUGUUGAAUUUUGCAUUCUUGAUCACAGUGAUUCAGACGCAUUGGACUCAAUGCAAAUGACUGACGUCGUCAACUCUUCUUUUGCUUUCACUUUGCACGCAUUAUUAUAUUGGGUUUUGUCCUUUGUCUUUUCUUUCCGUGAGGUAUACAGCCUAGCACAUGUACAUCAGCUUCUUCUUCGUUUUUUUCAAGUAUAGAAUGAUAGUCCUAUGAUGACAGUGACUAAAUGGAGCUUAGAUAAAUAUUACACGACUAAAAUAUUGAAAUCUCUCGACGGAUCACUUUUCAUUUUUAAUUUUACAAUAGGUUGCGUGUACUUUGAGACAAAAUGCAUUAUGUUCGAUUUCAAUUUCUUGUUUUCGAAAGUUUUCAAACGUAACUAAAGAGACAUACUUGUAUGACUUAUUUGAAAUAAAGCUGUCUAAUUAUUGUUAAAUAUCCUGUGCUAAUUUAGAGCUUCUCUGUUUCCCAAAAUAUGUUGCAAACAAAAGGAAAAUAGUAAUAAUAAUAUUUUAGAAGAAUUUGUUAUUUAGCUUGGGCCAGUCCUUCUUUUACUAAACAAUGCAACAAAGUGUUUGUCAAAGUUGAUAUUAGAAAAUGAAUGUAUGAUAAACUGUGAGAUUCAGUUAAGCACCUCAACGAACAUACCAAUGUUUGAAUUUGUAAUUAACUUGUCACUCUUAAAUUUGCAAGAUGUUCCGAAUUAUUUGGAAGUCAAAAUGAUUCAAAGGGAAACAGACGUUAGUGAUUCUACAUGUACUUAUAGACUACACAAAUGACAAAAAAGUCCAUGCAUCGUACUAAUGAAAGAAAAAACUACAUUUGAACGGUUUCGUUAUGUUCCAUGUUAGUUAAAAACUAUAACAAAAAUUGAAUAUAGAGUAGUUGUACAUAUUCAAUUUUAAUUGAACUUUAUUUUGUACGUUGUUGGAUAUCGCUUGAGUGAACUAAUGAUCGACCAAUAAAACCGGUACGAACAAGGGGGUUAUAAUGUAUACGGUUCAACUACAACAGUUGCCACAUGACUGUGAGCACACGCUUUCAAUGAACAAUUCUCUGAUAAGAAGUCUAUAUAGAAAUCACUUUAUCUCAUUGUCUAUCGGUUGACUCUCAAGAAAACCCCUUUUUGGAACCUAAAUAAGUUUUGAUAGAUUGACAUCUUCCGAGGAAGCCAUGAAAUCAGUUAAGAACUUUCACAGUCUGUCCAUUAUUAUCAGGUUAAGAAGCACUGUCUUAUUCAAGCCAACUAAGGCCAUGUAGGCGUUUUGUAGUCUGUUUGAUGCAAACAUGAUGUUGGAAAAUUACAUGACCUUGCAAGCCUCACUUCAAUUCUAUAGAAAACGAUUUGUGUCAUUAUUUUAGGGAAAUUGAAAAUUGUAUUUUCCAUCUGAUGUUCCACGUGUGAUUCUUACUCGUUAAAUUUACAAGUACAUUGAGUGUACGUGUUUGGGAAUAGCUGGUUAGUGUUGCUCUUUAAAUCAUUCAGCUCCUCUCUGUGAUAUUCCCCCCACUAUCAGAGAUACAUUACGUGUACUCGAUCAUAACAAAAUAAUAUGUAAUGUUACAGCAAUAUUCCUUACUAGCGAACAUUUAAAAAGACUCCUAUCGGAUUCUGUAUGCCUGAGAAAAUUUUUGUUUCUAUCAUUGUAAAACUCAAUAUGCAAAAGUUGGAAAAGCGUAUUGUAAAAAAAGGGGUCAGAUGUGAAAAGUAAGGUUUAGUGUAGUCAAUGUUAGUUUCAUUUUAACAUAUUUUCCGAGAAUAAAUUUUGGUUUAGCUGCAUUA
Patiria miniata (bat star) is the source of this 2701-nucleotide messenger RNA. RefSeq lists its product as uncharacterized. Lineage: Eukaryota; Metazoa; Echinodermata; Asteroidea; Valvatida; Asterinidae. The transcript is spliced from 4 exons. The record is from RefSeq and is a predicted model, not a curated record. The coding region runs from base 344 to 649 and encodes 101 amino acids.